UCCAGCCAGGCAGGCAGUCUCUGGGCUCUCUGCAGUUCCUGGCCACCAUGAGAGGUUCCUGGCUGUGCUUACAGCUGCUGCUGGCCUGGGCCCUGCUUCUUGGGCAACUGGCCUUGGGGUCGGAGGAGGCUGGAGAGGCCGAGGAUGUGGCAGAGCUAGAGGUGCCGCCCGAGCUAGAAAAUGUGCCUGAGCUGGAACCCCUGGAGAACCAGACAGCAGAAGAAGACUAUGUGCCUGAAGAAGCCUGGCAUAUGCAAGACUGGGACUCGGACGAACGGGCCGAGGAAAGGGCGGAAGACAUGAGAAGAUCGUUGACGGAGUACAGCCCAUAUAUGAGUCAUAUGACGGGUUUAUUCAAGCAGCUGGUGAGAAGGUACAUGAAAGAAAAGGAAGGCAAGGACUACAUGCAUUGGGAAGAUGUCAGUAUGAAAGUGAAGAAAGCAAUUGGAAACAUGGUGACGAUCAGGAUGCCUCUGGUCGAAGUCAACUGCACCGAGGAGCCAUGGAUGGACCAUUACAUGAUGCAUUAUUUACCACGUAUGCCCGUAUUUCCAAGACAUUGUGAGGUACCCCCUGAGGCCGAACAGAAGAGAUUGGACUGUACUUUCACCAUCUUCAUGGAUCACAGGAGAUUUGGCGAGGAUGCAGUGGUCAGUCAUCGCUGCUUUCCCCACGGUUUGUGGCACAGGUUUUAUGAGGGCCCUGGCUGGAUGGAUGAGGGCCCUGGCUGGAUGGAUGAGAUCCCUAGCUGGAUAGCUGAAGAUCCUGAGUGGAUGGAACAGGGCCCUGAGGAGAUGGAUCAGGGCCUUGAGGAGACGGAUCAGGGCCCUGAGGAGACGGAUCAGGGCCCUGAGGAGACGGAUCAGGGCCUUGAGGAGACGGAUCAGGGCCUUGAGGAGACGGAUCAGGGCCCUGUGGAGGCGGAUCAGGGCCCUGAGGGGACAGAUGAAGAUUCUGAAUGACGACAUCCAGCAUGAAGGGAAAGAACUCCCCGUUUGGCUUCUUUCCAUUCCGCCAUCGGCAAAAUCUCCCACUAAGGAGACCAUCUAAAUCUUUGAUGGAGAUCACUCUGCUUCAUUUCUUUUCUCUGACACUCCCCUCCCCUCACCCUCGCUCCAUCUCAGCUGCCCUUUGCGUGAAAAGAAAAUGUAAAAAAGGAAAAGGAAAAAGAAAAACAUGGCUUGCUCAAGCA
This is a messenger RNA of Hemicordylus capensis (graceful crag lizard), 1192 nucleotides long. RefSeq lists its product as uncharacterized. The transcript has 3 exons. NCBI's taxonomy places the organism in Eukaryota, Metazoa, Chordata, Lepidosauria, Squamata, Cordylidae. The coding region runs from base 48 to 962 and encodes 304 amino acids. The record is from RefSeq and is a predicted model, not a curated record.